AUGCUUCUCGUCACUUGCUUCAUCUUUGGCCUUUUGGGCAGCCUUACCUGGGCAGCUGGUCCUCGUGGCCGGAGCGUCUGUCCUUCUGGCACUUUUGCCUUUAAAGAUGGAAGCGAGUGGAGUUGCUACAAGUUCUAUGAGGAAAAGGUCACCUUUGAAGAUGCUGAGCAAGAGUGUCAGUACGAACGGAAAGGCCAUCUGGCAUCUUUCACAAAUGACAGGCAGGCAGCAAGCAUUGCUGCCUACCUCAGUAAGGAAAACAUAGAGGGUAAUUACGUCUGGAUUGGGCUCCGCCGAGAUGAAGGGUCCUCUCUGACUAAUGGAUGGCGCUGGGUUGAUGGAUCACGAUCCAGGUACAGAAAGUGGUACAGUUCCGAACCCAACAAUUGGUACUCCCAUGAGUAUUGCGUCGCUCUCUGUCCUCUAUCUGCAUACGUCUACUGGGUUGAUACAGGCUGUAGCAACCAGAAACUUCCUUUUCUCUGUAAAUGGAAACCUGCUUAA
This is a messenger RNA of Thamnophis elegans (Western terrestrial garter snake), 504 nucleotides long. RefSeq names its product C-type lectin lectoxin-Phi1-like. The record is from RefSeq and is a predicted model, not a curated record. The transcript is spliced from 5 exons. Bases 1 to 504 code for a protein of 167 amino acids. Lineage: Eukaryota; Metazoa; Chordata; Lepidosauria; Squamata; Natricidae. Gene Ontology annotation, molecular function: signaling receptor activity.